AUGACGCCAGAAGCUACUCGUCCCUGGUCCGAUCCCACCAAGGUGGCGCUCUUUGUCACUUCGUCAACGCCUUUUUCAGACGAAUGGAUCAAGGAACAAUGCAGCAUAGCGGAGCGAUCAGCUGAAUGCUGCGACGGUCUUGAAGAGCGAAUCCGACUCGAACGGAUCCCAGGCGAUUUCGAGGGCUGGACUCCGUUCGAGCUGGCUCGGGAUCAUGUGUUCCCCCAUUUCUUCGAAGAAACUUCGGACUUUGCGUAUGUGUCGUUCGUUGUUCUGGACGACAAAGCACACGACGAUCGGCUGAUGAUGAUUGUCGGCGUCCAUCCAGACUCUUACAAAGGAGCGCAACUCGAAAUUGAAGCCUACCUUGUCAUUCGCAAAGUAGAAGCAAGUCCACGGCUGUGA
This is a messenger RNA of Pseudozyma hubeiensis SY62, 405 nucleotides long. RefSeq lists its product as hypothetical. Bases 1 to 405 code for a protein of 134 amino acids. The transcript has 2 exons. NCBI's taxonomy places the organism in Eukaryota, Fungi, Basidiomycota, Ustilaginomycetes, Ustilaginales, Ustilaginaceae. The record is from RefSeq and is a predicted model, not a curated record.